Salmo salar (Atlantic salmon) is the source of this 2672-nucleotide messenger RNA. RefSeq names its product SRY-box transcription factor 7 (gene sox7). The record is from RefSeq and is a predicted model, not a curated record. Gene Ontology annotation, biological process: cell differentiation; positive regulation of transcription by RNA polymerase II. Gene Ontology annotation, cellular component: nucleus. Gene Ontology annotation, molecular function: DNA-binding transcription activator activity, RNA polymerase II-specific; RNA polymerase II cis-regulatory region sequence-specific DNA binding. Lineage: Eukaryota; Metazoa; Chordata; Actinopteri; Salmoniformes; Salmonidae.
CGGGUUAGAGUUGGAACCUGCUCCUCAGAUAUAAAGAGCUGUUUGCCUUCCAAACCGCAAGGAAACGCUGAAUUACAACGUCAUAGCAGAACAGCGACCAGACACACGGUCCCUCUCAAUAAACCCACAGAGGCAACCAGUUUAACCUAGGCAACAUCUCAACCAAUUUAGACAGCUGAAGAAUCAAACCAUUUCUCUAUUUUAACAACGUUUUUAAUUUUUUAAUUAUUGUAUUUAUAGUACGUAUUUGUCACGGCACAUUUCACUGUUAUAGUAAAAAAAAAAUUGAGAGAAAAAGUUUUCACUGCGCCGCGGGAGCGUGAGAGAGAAGCUCAACCUAACUUUUUCUGAGAGUGAGGAGAGAGUAUGUCUGCGCUUAUCAGCGUGUACUCAGCGUCUUGGCCGGAGAGCUUUGAGUGCUCAACGGGAGAUGGGGACGUGCCUGACGGACACGGCUCGCACAGGACUCCCGCGGACAAAGCAUCGGAGCCGCGCAUCAGACGGCCCAUGAAUGCGUUCAUGGUCUGGGCUAAAGAUGAGAGGAAGCGCCUGGCUGUCCAAAACCCAGACCUGCACAACGCAGAGCUUAGCAAGAUGCUGGGCAAGUCUUGGAAGGCCCUGACCCCUCUUCAGAAACGUCCCUACGUGGAGGAGGCCGAGAGGCUGCGCGUGCAGCACAUGCAGGACUACCCCAACUACAAGUAUCGCCCUCGCCGCAAGAAGCAGCUGAAGCGCAUCUGUAAGCGUGUGGAUCCCGGGUUCCUACUGAGCAGUCUGGGGGGGCCGGACCAGGAUGCCCUAACUGACUCCCGGGGCCUCUGUCUCUCUCUGGGUUUGGAUAAAGAAGGGGAUGGUGGUGUUGGGUUUUCAUCACGCUCUUCCCUCAGCCCGGUUAGAUCCUUAAGAGAUGUACCGUCCAGUAGCACCUACCCCUACGGUCUCCCCACCCCGCCUGAGAUGUCCCCUCUGGAUACAGCCCUGGACCACGACUACCCCUCCUACUACCCCUCCUCCUCUUCCUCCUCUUCGUCCGUCUCCUGCUCAGAGGAGCGCCACCAGCACCAGCGUCAGGGUCAGGCCCACGGAGGUGGAGGUGGUGGUGGAGGUCACAUGGGCCUGAGUCCUCCGCCCUACCACCCCGACUACACCCAGACACAGACUUCCAUCCACUGUGGCUCCCACUCUCACCUAGCCCACCUCUCCCACAUGUCCCAGGCUCAGUCCGGAGGCCUCAUCCCUGGGCAUCCUCUGUCCUACUACAGCCCAUCCUCAUGGUCCUCCCAGCUCCAGGUCCACCCGGGCCUCCAGCCCCACCAUCACCCCCACUUGGGGCACCUCUCCCCGGGUCACCACCACCAGCACCACCUGGGUCAGCUCUCUCCUCCUCCAGAGCAGAACCAUGGCCAGAACCACGGUCAACUGGAAACACUGGAACAGCUGAGUCAGGUAGAGCUUCUAGGGGAGGUCGACCGUGAUGAGUUCGACCAGUACCUGAACUCGACUGCGGCAGGUGCGGCAGCAGCGGGGGUAGGGGUAUUCCACUCCGAACACGGAGGAGGAAUGACUGUGACGGGUCACAUUCAAGUGACGUCUGGGAGCAGCGUCGUCGCGGAAACCAGCCUGAUCUCUGUGUUAGCGGACGCCACGGCUGCGUACUACAACAACUAUGGCAUUUCUUAGACGGGGUCGUCGAGUCACCUGGUCGCCAUGCCGACACCGACAGCUCCCGUCAUCACACCUGGGAACUGACCUGGUGGCCAUAAUGUGUCACACGUCUCAGAGUUAAGACUGUUGAUCUAGGAUCAGGUGUCUAUAUCCGUGUAAUGUUAUUAAUUGUGAUCUAUAAGGCAAAACUUCGAGAUGCUUGAUACCUAUGACUCCAGGUAGGCUGAAGAUGGGUUAGGGUGAGUAGGGGGGUGGGGCGACGACACCAGGACCAAUCACAUAGCAAGAUGAUUGUUUGGGGCCAAGGAAGGAAACAAGAGGGUAUAAAUGAGAGAAAGAGAGAGAGAAGAAGAUUGAAGGACACCUCAGGGAUGCUCAAAUAGAUCAACUAGUUCCUCACUUCUAUCUGUCUAUUUCCAGAACUGAAUAACAGCCCGGUCGUUUGGAGCAGUCGUUGUCCGGUUUGUCUUAACGUGUCGCCAGUCGUUGUCCGGUUUGUCUUAACGUGUCGUUGUAAAGCGUGUUGUACAGAUGCUCUCGUCACUUAUUGAAGCACUUUGAUGUUUCAACUAAAUGCUUUAUUGUAUUGCUGUUAUUAUGAAUUCUUUCUGUUUGAAUGUUUGUAUUAUUUGUUACCCGACAUUAGUUGGCGUUUUUUUUACCUCAGUAGUGUGUAUUUAAAUGAGGAUUAGAUGGACAUUUCUUAUGCAGUUACCGCAGACAACAUGGUUUUGCGCAUCUCAAAUCCCACUCUAGUCCCUAUACAGUGCACUACUUUUGACCAGGUACCACAGGGCUCUUGUCAAAACUAGUGUACUGCAAAAGGAAAUACAGCAUCAUUUUGAGACGAAACCAUGGAAAUAUCAUGAAGAAAAAUACUUUACGUACUUUCUUCUUUUCAAGUACUUAAUAUAUAAUCAUAAUCUUUACAAUGAAAAUAAUAAUUAUUGUAUGCUGAUUUAGGUUUGUGAAUUAAUUUUAAAUAAAGUUCCACUUUCUAUAUUGAC